AAUACGGCAGCUGUCGACUUUGCACGCACAAGCCUCGCUGGUGGUCAUCAAGCUGUGGGCAGACAGAGUUUAAACUCCUUGUCUUGUGCUGCUGCUGGUGGUUCGAGGGAGCGUCACAUUUGCUGCUCGUGGGUUUUUUUUAAAGAGCCAGGCAGGCGGCAGCAUGGGAGGGGCCCUGCUUUUACUGAAGCGCAGAAGCAGCAGAAGCAGCGCGGUGCGUAACUACAGUGGAGCUCUGCGCAGUGAGUCAGCUUAGGUAUCACACAGGCGCCGGCAAGUGAAUGAAUGAAGACAGAGAGAGAGGAGAGCCCUGCAAGAUCUGGAGACAGAAAAGGCGAAGGUGUCCAACUCUGGAGAGGAGAAUCUGACACGGAAACACAGAAGUGAUCGGAGCAAGCUUGUUGACGCAUAAUCCCACCCUCCCCGCCGGCACUGGGAGGGGGCAAAUCUAGCCUGCCUAAACUCCAAUCCUGCCAAAGAGAUUAACGGAGUGCGCUGCAGCAGGUUCAGAGCCAGCAAGAACAUUUGAUACGAGUUUAUUUGAAUAUAUCUCAGAUAUUUUUUGGAAGAAUUCUUUGGAAAACAGAUCGAGGAGCUAUUGCGCGCAUCAUUAGAGGCGAUUGAUUUCCCUGUUGGAUUCGGCACUGUCACUGCGCCGCGGACUGUGCGGGUUUUAGAUGCGUUCUGAGGUGUGGACAGGACCUAUCAUCAUCAUCACCAUCAUCAUCAUAGCAGGUAUUUGAUCGGGAUUGUGUUGCUUACAUCGGAGAUCUGGAGCCAUGACAGGCCCCCCGCUGGUCCCACAGCCCGCCUGCUGACGGUACCGGGCAGGAUGGGAGCAGGUCUGCCGCGUUUAGGAUCCCGAAGAAGCCGAUUUAUCAAUGGAGGAGGAGAGUGACACCCGGAAAAUUAACAACAGCUUCCUUCGUGACCACAACUAUGCAACCGAAGCUGACAUUAUCUCAACGGUGGAGUUUAACUCAUCGGGGGAGCUGUUGGCCACCGGGGAUAAAGGAGGCAGAGUGGUUGUCUUCCAGAGGGAGCAGGAGAGUAAGAGUCAGCCCCAACGUCGAGGGGAGUACAAUGUUUACAGCACAUUUCAGAGCCACGAGCCCGAGUUCGACUACCUGAAGAGUUUGGAGAUCGAGGAGAAGAUCAACAAGAUCAAAUGGCUUCCUCAGCAGAACGCCGCCUACUUCCUGCUUUCCACCAACGACAAGACAGUGAAGCUGUGGAAAAUCAGCGAGAGAGACAAGCGUCCAGAGGGCUACAACCUGAAGGACGAGGAUGGACGGAUCAGAAACCCGUCGACAAUCACCUCGCUACGAGUGCCCGUGUUGCAGCCGAUGGACUUGAUGGUUGAGGCUACAGCCAGGCGAGUUUUCAGCAAUGCUCACACCUACCACAUCAACUCCAUCUCUGUCAACUCCGACCUCCAAACGUACAUCUCCACCGACGACCUGCGGGUGAACCUGUGGAACCUGGAGAUCACCGACCGCAGCUUCAACAUUGUGGACAUCAAGCCGGCCAACAUGGAGGAGCUGACAGAGGUGAUCACCUCUGCAGAGUUUCAUCCCCAGCAGUGUCACACCUUCGCUUACAGCAGCAGCAAGGGCUCGAUACGCCUGUGUGACAUGAGACAGGCCGCGCUCUGUGACAAACACUGCAAAUACUUUGAGGAGCCAGAGGAUCCCUCCACUCGCUCCUUUUUCUCUGAAAUCAUCUCAUCGAUCUCCGAUGUGAAAUUCAGCCACAACGGGCGGUACCUGAUGACACGGGACUACCUCACUGUAAAAGUGUGGGACCUUCAGAUGGAGAACAAACCACUGGAGACGUACCAGGUCCACGAUUAUCUAAGAGGCAAACUUUGUUCUCUGUACGAGAACGACUGCAUCUUUGACAAGUUUGAGUGUGUCUGGAAUGGAUCAGACAGCGUCAUAAUGACUGGCUCCUAUAACAAUUUCUUCCGAAUGUUUGACCGGAACACAAAACGUGACGUCACACUGGAAGCAUCCAGAGAGAACAGCAAACCCAGAGCCAUUCUCAAACCUCGCAAGGUGUGUGUGGGCGGAAAGCGACGCAAGGACGAGAUCAGUGUCGACAGCUUAGACUUCAGCAAGAAGAUCCUGCACACUACGUGGCACCCGCAUGAGAACAUCAUUGCUGUAGCGGCUACCAAUAACCUCUACAUCUUCCAAGACAAGGUCAACUAAAGGGCCAUCCGACCCUGCUGACCCC
Molecule: messenger RNA, 2238 nt
Organism: Labrus bergylta (ballan wrasse)
Lineage: Eukaryota; Metazoa; Chordata; Actinopteri; Labriformes; Labridae
Gene: ppp2r2ba
Product: protein phosphatase 2, regulatory subunit B, beta a
Cellular component (GO): cytosol; protein phosphatase type 2A complex
Molecular function (GO): protein phosphatase regulator activity; protein binding
Source: RefSeq, a predicted model, not a curated record